Acytostelium subglobosum LB1 is the source of this 960-nucleotide messenger RNA. RefSeq lists its product as hypothetical. The record is from RefSeq and is a predicted model, not a curated record. The transcript is spliced from 2 exons. Lineage: Eukaryota; Evosea; Eumycetozoa; Acytosteliales; Acytosteliaceae. The coding region runs from base 1 to 960 and encodes 319 amino acids.
AUGAACACGGUCGCCCCUCCCCAUCGCGACUCGUUCUACGAAUUGCGCAUCUUCUUCCCAGGCGUCGCCUUACUACCAGACGACUACCUCAAGAAGCUCAAGCUCAUACUACGACUGUUCAGGUCGUACCCUUCGUCAUCUGCCCCCACGAGAAAGAGUAAACAUGUCCGCGGCCUCACCGUCGAGGGCAAAGUCUACUCUUCAGCAGAUCUCGACACGCUGAUCGUCUUCAUUCGCAGCGUCCAAUGCAAACCACCACUGGUGGUGGUCCACCAGGCUGUGACACAGUCAUACCUCGACUUAGCCAAAGACAUCUCAAAAACGUGCACUCCAUGCUUCUUGCAUCACCACACUAGGCCAGAGGAGCACUCAGCCACCUACCACACUAUCACGCUGCUGUACCACGAGUCAGUUGACGCAGACGCCUACAAAGGCGACAUUGCGCAUGACCCCAACGCAGCUGAAGUCAGGUGGGUCCCGCACAGGAAGAGAGGGUCACCUCGUCGUAAGCGUAAGCUGCCUGUGAUAAAGCCGUCGUCACCAGUGGCCAACGGCACCUCCACGCCGGUGAAGUCAAAGUCCACCGUCGACACUCCCACCCCAGCCACUCCUCACACCGCAAUGGAGGAGGACUCAGACCGAGACGAGUCAUCCGGCAUGCUGCUUGACAAGCUGACGGCUGAGGCACCUACGCAUCCAGACGCAUUAGUCGCUUCGACUACCAACGAGCCACCAACACCUACGACUAAGGAAGUUGUUGACCCACCAGAACAGAAGGCUACCUUCAAGCCCCUCUCUCUCCGUAGAAGACGUGAUGAGCCAGCCACUCCCCCCCAUGCGGGAGUGCCCAACACGGUGUCACCCAUCAACCCAAUCAAGAAGGCACCCAAGAAGACUCGCGUUCACCCCCCAGCAUCGAUACCAACCCCAUCUUCCCUCCCAACAACAAAAAAAACAUAA